Messenger RNA from Lineus longissimus, 2723 nucleotides. Its product is annotated as zinc finger protein ZFP2-like. The transcript has 3 exons. The record is from RefSeq and is a predicted model, not a curated record. Gene Ontology annotation, biological process: regulation of transcription by RNA polymerase II. Lineage: Eukaryota; Metazoa; Nemertea; Pilidiophora; Heteronemertea; Lineidae. Gene Ontology annotation, molecular function: DNA-binding transcription factor activity, RNA polymerase II-specific; RNA polymerase II transcription regulatory region sequence-specific DNA binding. Gene Ontology annotation, cellular component: nucleus. The coding region runs from base 489 to 2489 and encodes 666 amino acids.
UCGCAAAAGAAAAUGGCGUAUGGCUUUUCUUUCUUUAUUUUGGCUGAUUUUUCGUUGGUAAACACACGAUUUUUGUGUGCAAUCGUUCUCCAAUGCCGCUGAAAAUUACCCGGUUAAAAGAAAGAAAAAUCUUUCAUUUGCAGAUACUCUUACCCAUGCUUAUGCGCCCCUUCAAAAUCAUCAUAUCGCCAUCAAAUCAAAAUUUAGUUGUCAUCAUAACGAUGACAUCACUUGCAAUACAUGACGUUCAAUCAUCGUGAUCAUUGAUGACAGUGACCACAACAGGAGGAUGUGUUUUUAGGCCCUCCCCAGAAGGAUUGGAGGAACUGAAGGCUUCCUAGGGAGGAAUGGGCAAUGAUUGAUGCAUGAUUCACUUAUUUGUUGUCUUCUUUUGGAGACCUGAGACAUCCUUCUUGGACCCUUUAGUGACAACACGCUUGUGCCUGUGGAAGAUUCAGACAGAAGCCAGCCAGGAAUGAGCUGAGGAGAUGAGUAACAAACCCGUUAGUCAUGACGUGUUUGAGGUCGGGGAUCUGAAUUUGUCCCCAGGUGGUGUCAAGUCAGAUCCCAAAGAACUGACUCCUGUAAAGGUUGAGCCAUCACAACAACAUCUUUCUGUGGAUUCUGGUGAUCAUUUCCAUCCAAAGAUUGAAACAGAGUCAGAGCUGGAUUCUUGUGAUAAGUUCAGUUCAAACAUUAAAACAGGGCUGGACUAUGGUGCUCAGUUCGGUUCAAACAUUCAUAAAAUGGAGCCGGCUGAUCACACAGCAAGUGAGAUUCAUGAGACUCAGAUGCAGAAUCAUGCAACGGAUUGCAGUAGUGAAACAGAGUUGAAAAUAAAGACUGGGGAUAGCGAAGUUGGUUGGGCUUUGCACGGUGACACGAAGAUCAAAACAGAACCUGCUGCUGGCUCUGUUGGGCAUCCAAGUUCAUCAACAAGCGCUGAUUCAUUCAUACCUCCAGAUGAGGCGCCAUCAGGGCCUGUUCCAGUAAAUCUGAUACCUGCACCUGGGAGUCGGGGUCUGUUGAGAAUCCACAUUGAGGAUCCACUCCACCCUGUGCAGAGUGGAAUCGUGAAAGAUGAACCAACAGAGGAAGAGAUGGAGGGGAAUCCCUGUGGUUUCGAUAUUGUCACAGACAAGCAGGAUGUGUACUUGAGCCCACCUGGUAAUGAUGCUGAUCAAUCAUUGGGCAAGCGUGAUGUCUUUGAGGGUCUUGAUGCCAUGAACAGCUCUUCAACAAGAGGCCAGGACGAGCUUUCUACUCUCAGUGGAGGAAGGCCAUUUACCUGUGACCAGUGUGAUAAAACCUAUGUAAAAAAUGGUGAUCUUGUCCGACACAAACUAGUUCAUGUCGAAGAAAUACCAUUUAAGUGUGACCAGUGUGACAUAGCAUGCAAAACCAAGAGUCGCCUUAGAUCUCAUAAACGACAUAUUCAUACAGGAGAAAAACCUUUCGUGUGUAGUCACUGUGGUCAUGCAUGUAGAUUGAAAAGUGAACUCCUUGGCCAUCAAAGUAUUCACUCAACCGAAAAGGCAUUCAAGUGUGACAGGUGUGAUAAAGCUUUUGUUUAUUGGAAUGAACUCACCAGGCAUGUUGCAUUACAUGCAGGAGAAACAACGUUUAAAUGUGACUUUUGUUACGAAAUAUUCCCAAAUGAGAGUGACCUCACUGAACAUAAACAUAUCCAUACAGGAGAAAAGCCAUUUGCCUGUAAUCAGUGUGGUAAAACAUUUAAGCGGAAAUUUGGCCUGAUUAUACAUCAGCGUAAAGUUCACACCAAGGACAAACCAUUUGCCUGUGACCAGUGCGAUAAAACAUUUACCUUUCCAAGUGAACUGGCGCAUCAUAAGCAUUUUCAUUCAGGAGUAAAACCAUAUGUCUGUCACCAAUGCGAUAAAAAAUUCACCACAUCAGCCUGUCUGUCGUCACAUAAACGUUGGCAUUCUAGUGAAAGACCAUUUGCCUGUGAAUAUUGUGAUAAGGCAUUUCUAGUGAGACAUAAACUCAUUGAGCAUCAGCGUAUUCAUACUGGAGAAAGACCAUUCAAAUGCGACCAGUGCGAUAAGGCAUACAUGCGGAAUUUCCAUCUUACCUUACAUAAGCGUACUCAUUCGGGAGAAAGACGUUAUCAAUGUGACGAGUGUGAUAAAGCAUUUACAACUGGACAGGCACUUAAUUACCAUAAACAUGCUCAUACAGGAGGUCACGAAAAACCUUUCGCAUGUGACCAGUGCGAUAAAGCAUUUGCUACAAAGAGGUAUCUCGGAGUGCAUCAGCGUAUUCAUACUGGUGAAAAACCAUUUCGAUGUGACCAGUGUGAUGUAUUGUUUAGACACAUAACAGCUCUUACAAGACACCAACAACUAACAUGUACUGGUAGAGGACAAUUACACGCACUCAAGUGUGACUUGUGUGAGGAAGUAUUCAAAAGCAAGCUGGAACUUACUGACCAUGAAGCUACUCAUGCAGGAGAAAUUUGGCUGUAACCAGUGUAAAAUAAAUUUAAAGGGGGUCUAUAGUCAGGAGCUAGGUGGUAAAAUUGGUGAUCAGGUUGGGAACUUAGCUUAAUUUGAUUGAGCGGAACAACUAUGAUGAGUUUCAAAGUACUGUGAGAUAGGAGAAACCCCUAUCAAUGACGUCAUGUAACUGAAUGUGACCUACCAAACUCCUGUCUACAAACUCCUUUAAGUCCAAAACUUAAUUUGAAUCAAAUCUAUCGG